This is a messenger RNA of Camellia sinensis, 579 nucleotides long. Lineage: Eukaryota; Viridiplantae; Streptophyta; Magnoliopsida; Ericales; Theaceae. The record is from RefSeq and is a predicted model, not a curated record.
AUGAUCACUGUCUUUGUGGAUAACUUACCAAAAUCCAUUGAUCCAAAAAGCCUAUUUACAUUGUUCAAUAAGUUUGGAGUUGUAAAGGAUGUCUUUAUUCCAAACAGAAGGAGAAAGACAUUCAAUACAAGGUUUGGUUUUGUGAGGUAUGACUGCACAGUGGCUGCUACUGCAGCAAUUCAAAAGGCGAAUGGGUUGUGGGUGGAUGAUAGAGUGCUAAAGGUUACGAAAGCUGAUUUCAAUAGUGAACAACGCAGAGUGAUGAAACAGAGUACUCUUGGAGCUACAAAUACGUCCAAACAAAAGGUUGCUUUUGAGGGUCAGGGUGUACAAAAUAACAAAGGAGCUAGGAAAACGUUUGCAGAAGCUCUUAUUGGACAAAGGGAGGCCGAAUUCAAACAUGAAUCUCAUGUUAAGAGAUUGAGGAAAGGUAAAAUCAGAGAUGGUGGAGGUAGGGAUAUUGUUAUCACUUUCAGCUCAACCGAGGAGAAAGUUGAAGGAGUGAGACUAAUGCAAGGAUGGCUAAAUGAGUGGGGUGAAUUUGUGUUUAAUUGGAAAGCUGGAAUGCAUAUUGAGUAA